AUGGGAAAGGGUUACAACAACUACAUGUGUAAGAAGUUUUUCCACCCAACAAACUUUGAAAACAUAAAGAGGAAGUGGAUGGCGGAGCAGAAGGAGGAGUUCGACAGCAAGAGAGAACAGGAGAGACUUACCCAAUAUCGUCGUGAACAGGAGAUACUAGAAAAUCGUGUUCUUCUCGGCGAUGAGAAAGCGCGCCUGGGGCUGGCGUGGAUGUAUGACCAACCAGCUGUUAUGGAGCCGGAGAAAGAGGCAGACAGGAAUGAUGCGAAAUUCGAAUGGCAGCGGAAGUAUAAUGCUCCUCGCGAAAGUUACUGCAAGAAUUCUUCUGAUGUUACUGAUCAGCCGUUUGGCAUUGAAGUAAGGAACGUACGUUGCAUGCGCUGUAAACAGUGGGGACACUUGAACACAGACCGGACCUGCCCGCUGUAUGGACAAUCGUUCACCCAAGAGCCGACGGCAGGUACUUUGCGUUCUCUGGAUCGUGCGAAGUCUAACUUGCGUAAGGAGGGCUUGGCAUUUAAGAAAUCAGCUGAAUCUACUGGUCUAAAUGCGAUCGUUUACAAAGCUAAGUGUGCUAUCUCGAGUUCUCGGGGAUUAGAUCCCGAGGCAGUGGAGCACGAAUUGACGGUUGAAUUCCUCAGAUCCUUGUCGGAAAAACAACGAGAAAGGCUGCUUAAAAAACUUAGUAAACUGUCACAGGACGAUGGAACUUUUUCCUCGAAGAAGCACAAGAAGAAGAGGAAGCAUUCCCAUCAUUGA
This is a messenger RNA of Hydatigera taeniaeformis, 759 nucleotides long. The record is from the annotation of a GenBank genome assembly. NCBI's taxonomy places the organism in Eukaryota, Metazoa, Platyhelminthes, Cestoda, Cyclophyllidea, Taeniidae.